Messenger RNA from Protobothrops mucrosquamatus (brown spotted pit viper), 2218 nucleotides. RefSeq names its product transmembrane protein 175 (gene TMEM175). Bases 8 to 1504 code for a protein of 498 amino acids. Gene Ontology annotation, molecular function: potassium ion leak channel activity; proton channel activity. The transcript has 10 exons. NCBI's taxonomy places the organism in Eukaryota, Metazoa, Chordata, Lepidosauria, Squamata, Viperidae. Gene Ontology annotation, cellular component: endosome; lysosome. The record is from RefSeq and is a predicted model, not a curated record.
AAGGACGAUGGCUGAAGCGGGCGGACGUGCCCCGCUCGUCCCGACGCCCCUUAGCCACGACCGGCGCCUGGGCGAGCUUGGCGGCGGCACCCAAGCCUCGCAGCGGCUCUUGGCGUACAGCGAUGCGCUCUUCUCCAUCAUCGCCACCGUCAUGAUUUUACCUGUGGCACAUACAAAGAUACAUCCAGACCAGAAACUUGGAGAAAAUGUCCAGCAGCUGCUAGCCACCAAAAUUGCUGUUUAUCUGAUGACCUUUUUGAUAGUCACAGUUGCCUGGGCAGCUCAUGUCAGGCUUUUUCAGGUGGUUGAACUCAUUGAUGAUGUACUUGCCCUUGCAAAUUUGGCAUGCAUGAUGAGCAUUACUUUUUUGCCAUAUACAUUCUCCUUAAUGGCGUCUUUUCCUGAGGAACCAUUUGGCCUUUUUAUCUUUAGUAGCUGUGCUGUUGUAUUUGGUGUUAUCCAGGUGAUGAUUGUAUUAUAUGGCUUCAGACAUUCGUAUCUACUGAAUCAUCAGAUACAGGAAUCUGAAAAUAAGGCAUUUUAUAAAUACCACAUUUUAAAGAUCAUCCUGAGAGGGCCAACGCUGAGCUUUUUGGCUGCCAUUUUUUCAUUUUUCUUCUUUCCAUUGUCAUACAUGUUCCUUGGGCUCAUUAUUUUUUUCCCACUUCUCAGCCAUCUAACCAAAUGGUUUAGAAGCAGAAUUCUUGGUCAAGAGGAGGAACUCCCUGUAGAGUAUUUUACUUCUUACCUUAAGGAACCCUUGAGUAAGGAACGAGUGGAAAGUUUCAGUGAUGGAGUUUAUGCAAUUGUUGCAACUCUGUUAAUUCUGGAUAUAUGUGAAGAUAAUGUUCCUGACAAUAACAUAGUUAAUGAGAAAUAUAAUGGUCAUCUUGCUGAAGCACUGAGAGAAUUUGGUCCAAGUUUCCUUGCCUACUUCGGAUCGUUUGUAACUAUUGGUCUUCUCUGGUUUGUCCACCAUUCACUCUUCCUCCAUGUGACCAAAGCCACCCGACUGAUGAGCCUCCUUAACACCCUCUCUUUGGCUUUUAUUGGUGGACUUCCUCUUGCUUACCAGCUGACCAGUGAGUUUGCCGAGAAGUCUUACAACGAAAUAGAAGCCAUUCAGAUCAGCUGCGUUACCAUUUUUUUUGCCAGCAUCUUCCAGUUCAGCAUAUGGAUUGCUGCGCUGUUCCACGAAGUUGAGACAUUGCAUCCUUUUGCGAGGUACGGUGGCAAAGAACACGCCUUCAUGUUUGCAAAGCUUUCUCUCUACCCCUGCGUGAGCCUUGCAGUCUUCUGCCUGACGUGUGUUGUGAGUGAGCUAAGUACGACUAUUUUUCAUCUCACACAAAUAAUCGUCCCAUUUGCUUUCCUUGUAUUGCGCAUCUUCGUCAGAAUCGGCUUGAUGAUACUAAACUAUAUAAUGUCGAUGGCCAGGCCAAAGAACAGUGUUUUAGAAGAAGAAGAAGAAGCCUGUUUAUCCCCAGCCGAUACGCUAUCGUAGUUUUCCCUGCACUUUACAUGGAAAAUCAAGAUACUCCUGUGACUUGGAGAUUUCUAGAUUCAAUUAAAACUGAAUUGUUCCUUUCUUUAGGGAUGCUCAGCUUUCCCUUUUAUUCGUGGACUGGGGUCUGGAGAGUGAGUUUGGCUAGAAUACUUAUCACCUCAAUAGCCUCACUGAUCAUAGACGAUUGGUGAGGAAUCGUAAGAUGCUUGGGCGAAAAUAAUGGCAUUAGCAGUUUCUUGGGAAGUGCCAUUUGUCAUAGCCAGGAAAGGUGAUAAUAUGAAUGUCCUUAUCCAUUCCAUGGCCAUUAAGUGACCUGGAGGAUGUAUUAAACUGCUAAAUAAUUCAAUGUGUGUCUUGAUUUGCAACCCUAACAGCUGCUGUCUAAUCUAUGUAAUCUAGCAAAUCAGUGUAAAGUAACAUGAUUAACUGAACAAAGGAAUUGUGAGUCAACAAAUUACUAUCAGCAAUUAUACAAGAUGUAGUUCGUUCAGCACUGGCAACUUCUUAAAGAAACCUGUAUGUUCAGCAUGCUAAAUGUUCAGAGAAUAUUUAGAAAGAGUUGGCUGUCAGUAUAACCAAAGUUAUAACUUGAUGAGGGGAUACUUACGAUAUAGGUUUGUCCCAUUAUUGCCCCAAUAAUGUGACAAGCCUACUUCGUAAGUAUCCUUUAGAAUCCAGUGUUAAUAGCCAUAACUUUAAUAAUGUAAUUUU